Messenger RNA from Suillus paluster, 1041 nucleotides. RefSeq lists its product as uncharacterized. The transcript is spliced from 3 exons. The record is from RefSeq and is a predicted model, not a curated record. Gene Ontology annotation, molecular function: oxidoreductase activity. Bases 1 to 831 code for a protein of 276 amino acids. NCBI's taxonomy places the organism in Eukaryota, Fungi, Basidiomycota, Agaricomycetes, Boletales, Suillaceae.
AUGACUUCUGACACCACCAGCACCUUCAACUACUACCUCCCUCCAUCUGACGGCUCUCGCAUUUACCAUAACAUCAACGCAGAUAGUGUCACGGGGAAACUGAUCCGCAACUGGGUCGAGGACCAGCAUGUCAUGCAGAUUGAGGACGUGCGCGGAAAGGAGGGACUUUACACGCUUGACAAUGCCGGAUUUCAGUAUGGGCGGGAGGCGGCGAAGCACACCAGCUUCUUGAAUGAUAGCGAGAUUGAGCGCGAAUACUAUCCUGAGAGCAUCGACCUCAUCAAGAGAGUUACGGGAGCAAGUAAGGUUGUCAUGUUCGAUCAUACUAUUCGUCGCCGUCGCCCAGGCGAGGCAGAUGAUGGUCCACAGAAGCGUCAACCUGUGGCCGUAGUCCAUGUAGACCAAACGACGGACUCCUCCAUUGCUCGCGUUCACAGGCAUCUCCCAGCAACAGAAGCUCCUUCCCUCCUUCGCAAACGCUUCCAAAUCAUCAACCUUUGGCGUCCCAUAUCGCAUGCAGCUGUAGACUGGCCGCUUGCACUAUGCGAUUUCCGGAGUGUCGAUGUCAAGAAUGACUUGCUGCCUGUCGCUCUCAUAUACCCUGAUCGCGAGGGUGAGACGUUUGGGAUCAAGUACAACCCAAACCACCAGUGGAAAUACAUGACAGCAAUGGUCCCUGAAGAGUUUGUUCUUAUCAAAUGCUUUGACUCAGUGCAAGACGGCAGUGUCGCCAGACUUACCCCUCACACUGGGUUCGAGGACCCGAACACUCCGGCGGGAACACCGCUUCGGGAGUCGAUUGAGUUGAGAGCUCUUGUAUUCUAUGAUUAGAAGACGUUUCUGCAAAUUGGGAUCGGGAAAUUGUUGAAAAGAUCAUACCACUCUACAUGUAGCUGUAUGUACUACUCUCGGACAUUUCACGCAAUCCUCGUGGAUUUGAGGUUCGCAUAUGACUGCCGUGUCACUGUCCAUGCAUUCAUGACAAGGGUCGAGAUGACAUUUAGUUCUAGGUGAUAGAUCCGUCUACAAUAAACGAACACG